AGGAUGAUAGGUUUGGCGCGGAGGAGGAAUGUGCUAGGGCGCGCGUUCCACACCGCGGCCGUGUACAGCUUUGGCGAUGGCAGCAAUGGCGCCCUUGGCCACCCCCAUUCCUUCACCAACGAUUCCUUUGAGCCGGCCGCUGUGCCAGGCCUGCCCCCAUCGAUCGCGCGCGUCGCCUGUGGCCACUACCACUCCCUAGCGCUCUCGCGAUCCGGCGAGCUAUGGGCAUGGGGGAGGAACAACGAGGGGCAGCUAGGCCGCGGCGAGAAAUCCAUUCUAAGUGCGGCUACUAUCACUCCACAGCGAGUGAGAGGAAUGGAAUCCACCAGAGUUAGAGCGGCAGCGGGGUCUGGAGUGGUGUCCAUGGCGAUUUGCGAGGAUGGAUCGCUCUGGUCGUGGGGGUCGUCCAAGAGAGGCCAGCUUGGUCUCGGACUUGGUGUGACUAGCUCGCUACUUCCACAAAAGAUCCAUGCACUGGCUGGGAAAAGUGUUCUUCAGGUGUCGCUUGGAUGGGGUCACGCUCUAGCUUGCACGAUGGAUGGCGAGCUAUUCUCGUGGGGCUACCACGACUCUGGACGUCUCGGCUAUUUGCUCCCGCAAGACCAAACUUUGAUGAUCCAGCCUUCGAAGGAUUCUCUCGAUCACAACGACGUUGGAGAAAAGAUGUUGAUGGAGCAACUGCGUAAAGAGGAUGCCCCGAUCUUGCAGUGGGAGCCAAAGCUCGUGAAACUUCCAGAGCCAUCCAAGAUCGUCCAAGUUGCCUGUGGCCUCGACCACUCUCUUGCGCUCUCUGAGAGCGGUCUACUCUUUAGCUUUGGAGACAACAGCACCGCUCAACUCGGUCGCGAAACCACCGAGGAUUCACCAAUUAUCUCCCGCGUUGGAGGCGAUCUAGAAGGCAAGCAAGUAGUCGCGAUUGGAGCCGGAUGGGGCCACUCGUUGGCUGUCGAGAGAUGCUCGAGGGCUGCCUAUACUUGGGGUUGGUCGUCUGGUUCGCAGUUGGGACGCUCUGGCCCGAGCUCGGUUCCAAAACAGCUGGAAGAACUAGACGAUCCGGUUGUCUCGGUGGCUGGAGGACGCGUCCAUUCGCUGGCCUUGACGUCCAAGCAUCAAGUUUGGACGUGGGGGUGUGGCCGGAAUGGUCGUCUUGGCCUGGGAAGCUCGAGAGACGAGAAUCUGCCUGUGUUGGUGGAGAGCUUGGAAGAACACGCAGAAGUUAUAGACGUUUGUUGUGGAUACGAUCACAGUUUACUUCUCGCUCGGUGACACGAUCUAAAGUUUGAAAAGAUUUGCGAUCUGAGAAUAAAAGCAUUAGAGUUGCGAAGUU
Molecule: messenger RNA, 1327 nt
Organism: Selaginella moellendorffii
Lineage: Eukaryota; Viridiplantae; Streptophyta; Lycopodiopsida; Selaginellales; Selaginellaceae
Product: ultraviolet-B receptor UVR8
Exons: 4
Coding region: 4-1266 (420 amino acids)
Source: RefSeq, a predicted model, not a curated record